Molecule: messenger RNA, 1374 nt
Organism: Ananas comosus (pineapple)
Lineage: Eukaryota; Viridiplantae; Streptophyta; Magnoliopsida; Poales; Bromeliaceae
Product: ATP-dependent Clp protease proteolytic subunit-related protein 3, chloroplastic
Biological process (GO): protein quality control for misfolded or incompletely synthesized proteins
Cellular component (GO): endopeptidase Clp complex
Molecular function (GO): ATPase binding; serine-type endopeptidase activity; ATP-dependent peptidase activity
Source: RefSeq, a predicted model, not a curated record
GUCUUCGUCUUCGUCUUCGUCUUCUCCUCUGGUAGCUCCGAGGAGGGCGGCGAGAGGUCUGAGAAUGGCGGCGUCGGCGGCGCCGCCGAUGCCGCCGAUAAACCCUAGGGACCCCUUCCUCUCGAAGCUCGCCUCCGCCGCCGCCGCGGCGUACCCCGCGGGGCUCGAGCUCCCGGCGUCGCGGGACCCCGACGUCCCCCCCUAUCUCGACCUCUUCGAUAGCCCCAAGCUCAUGGCCACUCCCGGACAGGUGGAACAUUCUGUUUCUUAUAAUGAACACAGACCAAGGAAGCCUCCCCCGGAUCUGCCAUCUCUGCUUCUUCAUGGGCGCAUUAUCUAUAUUGGCAUGCCUUUGGUGCCAGCGGUCACGGAGCUCGUCAUUGCAGAAUUGCUUUACCUGCAGUGGAUGGAUCCAAAACAGCCCAUUUAUUUAUAUAUCAAUUCAACAGGAACAACUCGUGAUGAUGGUGAAACUGUCGGGAUGGAGUCAGAAGGCUUUGCUAUUUAUGAUGCUAUGAUGCAGCUGAAAAAUGAGAUCCAAACUGUAGCUGUAGGAGCUGCGAUAGGUCAGGCUUGUCUUCUUCUUGCUGCAGGAAAGAAAGGUAGACGAUUUAUGAUGCCCCAUUCCAAAGCAAUGAUUCAGCAACCCCGUGUUCCAUCAUCAGGGCAGAUGCCAGCUAGCGACGUGCUUAUACGUGCAAAGGAGGUAAUAAAUAAUAGAGAUACACUUGUCAAGCUUCUGGCAAAGCACACUGGAAAUUCGGUGGAGGCUGUAUCAAAUAUAAUGCGAAGACCAUUUUAUAUGGACUCUAUAAAGGCCAAAGAAUUUGGGGUUAUCGACAAGAUCCUUUGGCGUGGUCAGGAGAAGAUUAUGGCUGAUGCUCUUUCUCCUGAGGAAUGGGACAAACAGGCUGGGAUCAAAGUUGUCGACGGGAUAUAAUGUCCUAUUAUUUUAUUCUGAAAUUUCUAUAUACCAAGACGAUAUCAAGGACUUAGAACUGUAAAACAUGAAGGCACUCUCUACUAAGAAGUGGACGGCAGGGUGUUGAUUUGCUGACGCAGAAAAUGAAAAUAGAACAAGAAGAAAUCGCCAUUUGAUGAACAUAAUAGAACUUAAUGCCACUUCUCACUGUAUUUAACUGAAAUUAUGGUCUCAGAUCAUAUCUAUCUGUUUUGUGCAAUCCAAUGCUCUGUAGAAUAGAUUAAGAUUUUAAAGACCUUCAAGAUGCCCAUAUAAGACUUGUAACUAGUGAGAUUUCGCUGCUUUAUCUUUCACAGGGAGAGCAGAAACUUCUUUGGUUAUAAAUACCAAGUUGAUCGAACACUGCGUUAUUAUCUCUUGUUAUGUAAAUUUGGUUGGUAACAUUUUGUUCA